Trypanosoma brucei brucei TREU927 is the source of this 369-nucleotide messenger RNA. RefSeq lists its product as hypothetical. Bases 1 to 369 code for a protein of 122 amino acids. NCBI's taxonomy places the organism in Eukaryota, Euglenozoa, Kinetoplastea, Trypanosomatida, Trypanosomatidae. The record is from RefSeq and is a predicted model, not a curated record. The transcript has a single exon.
AUGGACAGCAACGUCACUUACGCCGCACAACUUGAGAGCGCUGCAGAGGAGGUAGCCGAGGCGAAACAGUACCUCAUAAAACUUGACAGGAGGCAGCACCAACUGAAGGAGGCGAGUCGAGCCCUAAAGAAAACACCAGUGUUGGGCGACGUUUGGCUGCUGUGCAGUGGGGGCGUCUUUGUGCGUUCUGAGUUGAAAUACGAAGACACUCUGCGUUACUUGUCGUGGAAAAUGGGCGCUGGUGAGCGAGACAUUGAGGAUUGUCGUGACGCUCUUAAGAGGAAGGUGGCAUACUUGGCGGAGCUGGAGGGCCCCGAUAACGCAAUAGCAAAGCUGUACGAGGGCUUUGAACUGACCCCAGUGAAUUAG